Messenger RNA from Betta splendens (Siamese fighting fish), 4418 nucleotides. It is a transcript of the gene lrrtm1, whose product is annotated as leucine rich repeat transmembrane neuronal 1. The record is from RefSeq and is a predicted model, not a curated record. The transcript has a single exon. Gene Ontology annotation, molecular function: protein binding. The coding region runs from base 1160 to 2737 and encodes 525 amino acids. NCBI's taxonomy places the organism in Eukaryota, Metazoa, Chordata, Actinopteri, Anabantiformes, Osphronemidae.
CAGAGAAAACACAGCGAGAGAAAGGCGAGGAGCGAAGAGGUGAGAGAGAGGAAGAGGAGGGGAGCAGCACCAACAACUGAGUGAGCGAUCAAGGGAAAGAGAGCAAGCGAGUGAGGGACAGAGAGCGAGCGCUCUGAAUUGUGAGUGGCUUACGACACUCAGUGAACAGAAGGUGCUUCUGCAUGCGCUGUCAGUGCACUGGUCUGCUGCAAGGGACCGCGCGCUCCUUCGCCUCCCACGUUUGCCGCCCCUGCCUGCCCACCAGCGGCAGCCUUCAGCCGCCGCUUCCAGCUGGCUGCGAACAACACCCCGGAGAGCGAGGGAGCGAGGGGGACCUGCGAGCCACAGGGGACGCGGGCGGCUUCCCGGCCGAGAUGAGGCACGCAGAUGACGAGGAAUACUGUUGAUCGCUUCCAGUGACGGACGGUGAUAUGCGCCGCCACAUCGGCUAGAACUUAAGCAGCGGAGGAGAAAAGAGCACGGCAGAAAUUUAAAACAUUUUCCUUUUUUUUGUUUUUGUUUUUUUUUUCCCGUUUCACUGGUUGUCUCUUCUCCCCUCUCUGAUCAUUGCAGCAGAGGACUGCGGAGAAGCAAAAGAGACAGAGCUCAUGCAUGCAGACAGGGGAACUUGCACUUCCUACCACCGCGCUGAAAGCUACUUGGAUUCCUUCUCUUUCUGGCUCUUUCACUUGAGGAGAACUAAGACAUUGUAAGCCUGCCAAGGAUCUGGUGUCCACUGAAAAGAGAGAAGGGAGGGGAGAUUUGUACCACAGUGGGGUCUUUUUUAGAUUCACACAUAAUUAGUGUUGGGGGCACAAAGCGAGACGCUGAAUGGAGAUUGUCAGCUUUUGGAUAGGGGUGAGUAGGAAUCUUUUCAAAUAAGAUUGAUCAGUAAGAACAGUUUUUUAAGCCCACUACUCUCCACCCACCGCUUGAUAUAUAACCAAAGCAAAGGAACUCGCCUUUUAUACGCUGCGUUUUCGAGAGGAUUUGCUUGGUCGGCUAUAUGAGACCACUGUCUAGAGCUAAAAUACAGAAAUGGAAGAACAUAAAUUAUUUAAAUAAUAUAAUAUGAUGUGGUAAAUAUAUUGUGAUACAUACAAAAACAACCUCCAGAGUGGUUCAAUGGACAUUUUCUCAGAGACAUCCCUGGAUAUUUAUGCUAAUGGAUUUCCUUCUAAUUGGACUGUACUUAAAGUGGCCACUGAAGAAGCCCCCUGGGUUGAUACUGUGUUCAUUGGGCAUUUUUCUAAGAAUGGUUCCCUUGGUGGAGGGGGUUUGUCCGAGGCUGUGCCGCUGCGACAGCAAGCUGCUAUACUGCGAGGGGCUCAACCUCACAGAUAUUCCCCGCAAUUUGAGCAGCGCCAUGGGCCUGUCCAUGAGAGAGAACAACUUGACUGAGCUGCGUGAAGGCCAACUGGCUGGUCUGUCACAGCUUACCUGGCUCUACUUAGAUCACAACAACAUUGACAUUGUAGAGGAGACUGCUUUUGAGAGGCUAAGACGAGUCAAGGAGUUAGACCUGAGCAGCAACCGGAUUGAGAACCUGCCAAAUGGUACCUUCAGGCCUCUCCCAAACCUGCGCAUCCUGGACCUCUCCUACAACAGGCUACAGGCACUGGAGCCUGACCUGUUCCACGGCCUUAGAAAGCUCACCAAUUUGCAUUUGCGCUACAACGCUCUCAAAUUUGUGCCAGUGCGAAUUUUUCAAGACUGCCGGAGCAUGCAGUUUCUGGACUUGGGAUAUAACCAGCUGCAGAGUCUGGCACGAAACUCCUUUGCCGGUCUCUUCAAGUUGACUGAGUUGCAUCUUGAGCACAAUGAGCUGGUUAAAGUCAACCUAGCCCACUUCCCUCGUCUCAUGGCUUUACGCACUCUGUACAUGCACAACAAUCGCGCCACCAUUGUUGUCAAUACACUGAUUUGGACAUGGCACUUUCUGGAGAAGAUUGACCUGUCAGCUAAUGAAAUCGAGUACAUCGAGCCACAUGUUUUUGAGAGUGCACCCAAUCUCAAGGUGCUAAUGCUAGACUCCAAUCGUUUGACCUAUUUGGACCAGCGCAUCCUGGACUCGUGGUCGUCUCUGGACAGCAUUACCCUGGCAGGGAAUGACUGGGAGUGCAGUCGCAACGUGUGUGCCUUGGCCACUUGGCUGAGUGCCUUCCGAGGCCAGCGUGACAGCUCCCUGCUGUGUUCAAGCCCCGACACCGCGCAGGGCGAGGACGUAUUGGAUGCUGUCUAUGCUUUUCAGUUAUGUGAGGAUUCCCCAAUGGAGGUAACUACAGCAGGCCUGUAUGCUUCUACAAGGGAUCUGGCCCAGGGUGGCUCUGUGUUCCUGGGCCCAUUUACUCCCAACCCUUAUGAGGGUGAGGGUAGUGAGGUGGUCACCAGCUCCUUUGCAGUCACAGUGGGCCACGAUGACCUGGAGAACACCAUGCAGAUUCACAAGGUGGUGACGGGCACCAUGGCGCUCAUAUUUUCCUUUCUCAUCAUAGUGCUCAUGCUGUAUGUGGCAUGGAAGUGCUUUCCAGCUGGGAUAAGACAACUGAGGCAGUGCUUCAGCAGCCAGAGGCGUAAGCAGAAGCAAAAGCAAAGCAUGCAGCAGAUGGCUGCAAUUUCUACCCCGGAGUACUAUGUUGACUAUAAACCCAACCACAUCGAGGGGGCGCUGGUAAUCAUCAAUGAAUAUGGUUCUUGCACUUGCCAACAGCAACCUUCUCGGGAAUGUGAAGUGUGACCCUGCUUUCUCAGUACAUCUUUACCUGUGAUUAUCUGGAUAUACAGUAAAUCCCUUUUUUGGAUACAAUGGGGAGGGAGAUACCGAGGGACAGAAGGAAUAAAGGGAUCUUUUUGACACUUUUUACACAGCGUCUCACUGUGAUGUGGCAGGAGUGUGCUUCAAAUCGCUGACCAUUUUGUGGUGGAUUUAUUGCUACUGCUAUCUCCUGCUUAUUUGAUGCCAUAAUGCACAAUGGGCACGUGACUCUUGGACCUGUCCAAACACAGAGGAAUACAUUGUGGGAACCCGGGCUUUUAUCUCAUGGAUGGAUAAUUGAGCUUUAAUGUGUCUUUCUAUUUCAGGACAUAUGAUAAUUGUUAAUUAUUGUUUAAAAUAAACCGGGGGACUCGCAAAAGAAGAAAAAAAAGACAAAAACAUUUGUAUUAUGGUAAACACGAUAUUUGACAAGCAUUUAAAAUAUAAAAAAAUAUGUUAAGUUGGAUUAAAAAUGUAAAAAUAAAGGUCUGUGUAAAAUACGAUAAAAGAAGUGCAAGUGUGGACAAAAGAUUAAAGAUAAUCUAUUUCUUUUGUAAAAUACAAAACAGAAAAUGUUUAAAUAAAUGACUUGCUAUUCACAGUAUUUGUACAUGAGAAGCCUGUCAGAGAAGAUGGCUCACAACAGACACAGUCGUGUGUGUCGAAUGCUCAUGGACUGGAGAGCUGUGUCUCUGCAGUGUACUGAACCAAAAAAAUAAAAAAAACCUUCAAUGAAAUACAAGCAAAUGAAAGAGGCAGAGGGAAAUCUGCGUCUCACCUCCAAUGUAAAAUCCAUUGUCUGAAUUUUAGAACUCUUCUCUGCUAUAACGCUCAUAUUUGUUGUUUUAUCAUUCACUGUGUUGGCUCACUAUCAGUGUAGUUUCUUUCCCCUUGCCAUUGCCUCUCUGUGAAUGGAUUUAUAUGAUCUAUUACCUGUUAAUUCGUUAGCAUAUUUUCAUAUUAUUAUAUUCCUAUUUCCACUGUAACAUUCGAGUAAAGAAAGCAGAGGUUCAAAAAUCUAAAGCUAUGCCUCUUAUUGCUUCUCAGUCUUUGGCCUUCAUGGGGGAGCUGACGCCCCGUUCACUGAAUCAAGCACACUUAAGAAAACAAUCAUCGAGACCAUGCUUACCGAAAUCAGAAUACAAUACAAAGAGUGUCCGAGUCGCUGAAGGAAGCAUCAACCAGCCUACUGAAGGAUUUGCACAUACAGUAUUCCUCAUUGUGUUUUCAUGUGAUGUGAAAUGUUUGUUUAAUACAAUGCCAUUUGAGGUGUAUAUAUUCCAUUCUUCCUUGUUCAUUGUGUUAAUUAGUGCACUGACAGAUGUUGUGGUUCCUGGGUCCUCUGACAUGAGCAGGAUGUUGUGCGAGGUGGAGGGGGUGAGAGGGAGAUGGAGGAUGGCGACGGCUGCAGAGAGAGGGAACAGACUGCUCUCUAGUGUGCACACGCUCAUACUGUGGCUGCGUUUUACCUAAUGUGCACCAUAUUCUGUUCACAUCCACAGCAGGGAUAACGUCAAUACAAUGAAUUUGCAGCUGCUUUGCUAAAAAAAAAUGAAGAAAAUCAGUGCAUCAGUUGGCUUUUUUGUGUGGUUUAUGAUAAAUUAAGAUAAUCGUUCUAACUUGUAAAUCUACAGGAAUAAAAAUGUUUUAAGAACUCAGACAA